Messenger RNA from Penaeus chinensis, 2078 nucleotides. Its product is annotated as unconventional myosin-XV-like. The transcript has 14 exons. Gene Ontology annotation, biological process: vesicle transport along actin filament; actin filament organization. Lineage: Eukaryota; Metazoa; Arthropoda; Malacostraca; Decapoda; Penaeidae. Bases 68 to 1843 code for a protein of 591 amino acids. Gene Ontology annotation, molecular function: microfilament motor activity; actin filament binding; ATP binding. Gene Ontology annotation, cellular component: cytoplasm; actin-based cell projection; myosin complex. The record is from RefSeq and is a predicted model, not a curated record.
CCAGGGCGGCUCGUGCCAGCUGGAGGGCAAAUACGACGGCGAGGACUUCCAGGCGCUGCUCUCCGCCAUGCAGGUGCUGGGAUUCUCGACACAGGAACAGGACACCAUCUUCAGGAUCCUGGCGGCGGUCCUCCACCUGGGCAACGUGUACUUCCACCGCAAGCAACUCCGUCACGGGCAGGAGGGCGUGGAAAUCGGCAGCGAAGCGGAGAUCAAGUGGGCAUCACACCUCCUGCAGAUCGACGCCGAGGGGAUCAAGAGAGCGCUCACGACGAAGAUCACGGAGGUUUUCCCAAUUUCUCUCGGGAAGGAGGCGAGGAACGAGAGGGUGUUCACGCCCUUGAACAUCGACCAGGCUCUCGACGCCCGUGACGCCGUGGCGAAGGCGCUGUACUCGUCCCUGUUCUCGUGGCUCGUGAGGCGGAUCAACCAGAUCAUUCACAAAGGCUCAAAGAAGACGCACAUUUCCAUUCUCGAUAUCUUUGGGUUCGAGGCUUUCAAGGAAAACAGUUUCGAGCAGCUGUGCAUCAAUUAUGCCAACGAGAAGCUGCAAUACCACUUCAACAAACACAUCUUCAAGUUGGAGCAGCAGGAGUAUGCCAAGGAGAAGAUCGAGUGGCAGAGCAUCGAGUUCCAGGACAACCAGCCUCUGAUCGACCUGGUGGCGCGGAAGCCCGUGGGGAUCCUUCACCUCCUCGACGACGAGAGCAACUUCCCGAAGGCGACCGACCACUCCUUCCUCGAGAAGUGUCACUACAACCACGCCCUCAACGAGCUCUACUCCAGGCCCAGGAUGUCGUCGAUGGAGUUCGGCAUCAAGCAUUACGCGGGCCAGGUGUGGUACAGCGUGGAGGGCUUCCUGGACAAGAAUCGAGACACGCUUCGCAACGAUGUGGUCGAGCUCCUCAUUUCGUCCAAGCUCUCGAUGCUGUCGGAGAUGUUCCUGGACGUGCGACUGUGUUCGGAGAGCAAGACGCUGACGAAGGCGAAUGGGCGAUUCGUGACCAUGAAACCCCGCACGCCCACAGUGUCCGCCCGUUUCAACGACUCGCUCGCACACCUCAUGGAGGGCAUGGCUAAAUGUAACCCGUGGUUCGUCCGCUGCAUCAAGCCUAACAACGAGAAGGCGCCCCUCAAGCUCGACAUGCUGUGCGUCCUGGAGCAGCUGAGAUACGCAGGCAUGCUGGAGACCAUCCGCAUUCGGCAGCAAGGGUUCCCGGUGCGGAUGCGGUUCUUGCAGUUCGCCGAGCGCUACCGGUGCCUGGUGCCCGGUCAAGUGCCUAGGGGCGCCCCCUCUAAGGAGAUCUGCCGCGUGGUGCUGGACCGUGUUUCCCGGGGCUCGAGGACCGCCUACCAGCUCGGGACGACCAAGAUCUUCCUGCGGGAGGCGCUGGAGCAGACGCUGGAGGAGGAGCGCUACCAGAGGCUGUCCAACGCCGUCGUCACGCUGCAGCGAUUCGUCAGGGGAUACUUGGCUAGGAGGAAGUUCCGCUCGCAACGCCGCAGUGCCGUCAUAGUGCAGGCGAUGGUGCGGAUGUGGCUGGAGCGCCGCCGCUAUCCGCACCCUCCGGCCAGGGCGUCGUCAAGGCUCAGGCGCUCGCUCGGGGCCGCAUCACCCGCAGGAAGUUCGUCAAGCUCAAGGAGGAGAUGGCCCGACGCAAGAAGGCCGAGGCGCUGGCGAAGGCGAGGGCCGAGCGGGAGGCGCAGCAGACGAAGGCGGAGCAGGAGCGAGUACAGAGAUCAGUGGCCGGAGUCAACCACCUCGAGAUUCCUGCUGAGUUGGCCUUCAUUCUCUCCAAGAUUAAUGACUGGGAAAAGCCCCACCGAGAGAAGAACAUCCUGAGGGCCGGCGCGCCUGUCCGCCCCGCCGCCAUCCACUAUAGUCUCCCCCACGACAUCGACUAUCACCCGUUUUCUAAGUUCACCAAUGUUUACUUCAAGUCGCACCUGUGGGGCAUGAAGCGCGAGCCCAUCAAGACGCCCUUCCUGUCGAAGGCCCGCGACGCAGACUACAUCGACUCCCUGGCGGUGUUCAAGCUCAUCCUGCGCUUCAUGAACGACCCCACGCUGACGGGCGA